Nerophis lumbriciformis (worm pipefish) is the source of this 330-nucleotide messenger RNA. The record is from RefSeq and is a predicted model, not a curated record. Lineage: Eukaryota; Metazoa; Chordata; Actinopteri; Syngnathiformes; Syngnathidae.
AUGGCAACAAUCGAAGAAAAUGGACCGUCGCUUCGUGAGCAGGGUGACAUGUCGUCUUUAGCGAGGCAGAAGCUUCAGAGCCUCCUGAACAAGAACAUGAGGAUCCGCAUGACCGACGGCAGAACCUUGGUGGGUCUUUUCCUCUGCACGGACCGGGAUUGUAAUAUCAUCCUGGGCUCGGCUCAGGAGUUCCUCAAAUCCACAGACACUUUCUCCCAGGGUGAACCCCGAGUCCUGGGCCUGGCCAUGAUUCCGGGUCACCACGUGGUGUCCAUCGAGGCAGAGGCUGACAUUCUGGACGACACGCAAACUUUCAACAUCCACCACUAG